Molecule: messenger RNA, 2259 nt
Organism: Menidia menidia (Atlantic silverside)
Lineage: Eukaryota; Metazoa; Chordata; Actinopteri; Atheriniformes; Atherinopsidae
Source: the annotation of a GenBank genome assembly
GGAGGAGGAGGAGGACCCUCGGCGCGCAGCGCUCCUCUCCACCGAGCGCAAAACGCACCGCGUCAGCAAAGGGAGCCAUUCAAACCUGCCCCGGAAUACCAGACCAAGAUUUUGAAAUAGUACUCACAUUUGUGUCAUUUAGAGGAACAUGUCGGGGCGCAUUCCGCGCGGCUUUUCGCUUCUCCUCUCCUGGAUGUUGCUGGAACCCGUGUUUCCUGCUCAGAGUCCAAUGUGUGACCUGAUUCUGGAAAUAGACAGGGAGAAGAGCAUGUGUGCGGCUCAGGCUGAAAACAGAACAACAGGUUGCAACGCGACAUGGGAUAAAAUCACCUGCUGGCCCAGCGCCGACAUCGGAGAGGUGGUUACCAUCCCCUGCCCCAAAUAUCUCUUUUAUUUCUCCAGGGACGUACCUCCACGUAAUCUGUCAAAGGCCUGCACGGCGGGGGGGUGGAGGCCAGUCAGCAUGGACUCCUAUAUAAUGGACUGCGGUUACAACCCCAACCACACCGCGGAGGAGAGCUCGGGGGACUUCUACAGCGCCAUACAAGUGGGUUACACCGUGGGUCACAGCGUGUCGCUGGUUUCCCUGACGGUCGCCAUCGUCAUACUGUGUCUCUUUCGGAAGCUGCACUGCACCCGAAACUACAUCCACAUGCAUCUGUUUGUGUCCCUCAUCCUGAAAGCUGUGACGGUUAUUAUAAAGGAUGUGGUCCUGUAUGAAGACAGCGAGGCGGACGCCUGCCAGUCACUGGUCGGCUGCAAGGUGGUGAUGGUCUUCUUCCAGUACGGGGUCAUGGCGAGUUACUUCUGGCUGCUGGUGGAGGGCAUGUAUCUCCACGCGCUGCUGGCCGUGUCCUUUUUCUCUGAGAGGAGGUACCUCUGGUGGUAUAUUCUGAUUGGCUGGGGAGUCCCGACCAUCUUUAUCUCUGCAUGGGUGAUUACGAAGGCUUGCUUGAAUCACCGGGGAUGCUGGGAGACAAUUGAUGACAAUCCCUGGUGGAUCAUCAAAGCACCUAUUUUGGUCGCCAUACUUGUGAACUUUUGCCUCUUCAUUUGUAUAAUCCGGAUAUUGCUACAGAAAAUGAAUUGCCCUGACAUCGGAAGGAAGGAGUCCAAUCAGUACUCGAGGCUGGCUAAAUCUACAUUGUUGCUGAUACCUCUCUUUGGCGUAAACUACAUAAUAUUCGCCUUCAUACCAGACAACAUCUACUCAAGAGUCAGGAUGGUGUUCGAUCUUGUUCUCGGGUCUUUUCAGGGUUUUGGUGUCACGGUCCUGUACUGCUUUCUGAACGGAGAGGUGCAGUCGGAGAUUAAGCGUAAGUGGCGCAGGUGGAUGCUGCAGAGGUUCCUGGUUGCUGACACUAAGUACCAACAGCCCUCCAUCGGCAGCAACGGCAACAACUUCAGCACCCAGAUCACCAUGUUGACCAAGUGCAGCCCCACAGCCAGACGUGCGUCCGCCUGUCAGGAGCACCUCUCUUCCAUCUGAAACCCCUGUAAAGCUGACUUACCGUAUCUCAUCAUCAUCGUCAUCAUCAUGUUGGCAUGAAAUUUCAGUACUGAAUCUGAUUUAUUUAGUUUCCUUAGCUGGCAAAAAAAAAGAAAGGAAAAAAAGACAGCUGCUCCGUUCUUUUUUUUUUUUCUGUAGGGAAAAGUGAUUUGACACUGACUUGGGAACACUGUGUUAUAAAAAGAAUGGCUGAAAUUCUUACAGAGAAGAACAUAACGCUCAGUUUUACGGUCUGAUGAUGCGUAAAGUUUGGUCGGGAGAACUUUCACUGCCACUGGAUAUUGGCUGGGUGGACAAAGGUCAGAGGCACGUGGGUGUAAUGCUCUGUCCAAAUUGCACAUCGAGGCAAGUUGCACUCACUGUUGGCAAAUUUACUGAAAAUCGGUCACUGGAGAAAGUUUAGCGGCUGUCCGGCAGCAUGCCGCUAGUCUAGACUCUUGGUCAGUAUUUUUCAUGUGAUGCUAAGGUCAGUAAAGCCUCUGAAAAUCUGCAUCCAAACUAGAUGGGGGGGGUUAUUUUUUAUUACCAGGACAUUUUACACCUCUUAAUGUAGUGACUUAAUGUUGUGUAGGGGACAAAUGGUAAUCACAUGAAUGCUGUUCAGGCUUUACAAAGUACUGGAGUUUCUGGAAAAGGCUCCGUGGGCCGUGGAUGAGGGGUCUGCAUCCUGCCUGUGACAGUUUUAUAUGGGGCAUACACUUAGCUGAGUAACUGCCAGAUAGCAUUCCAGAAGAGAGGCUGCAGCUGCG